AUGUAUUUUCAGAUGGUUGACAAGGCUUCUACCACCUAUCUACAGAAAAAGACCAGUCAGAGAGUGAAAGAGGCCAUGGCAAGAGGUGAUGCCCUUCAAAUAGAGAAGAGAAUUUAUAUUCAGCUUCCUAGUGAUGAGGACCACAGAAAUGUCCACAGUCUGGGAGAGGGUUUGAAGAGCGAGUGUCUGCCAGCAUCCUUCAAUUCCCCAUUCAACACUUCAGCAGGGGAGACUGGAGUGAAAAUCUCUGCCGAUGAUCCCUCUGAUUGCGCAACAAAGGACAUCCUGUUGCCAAUCAGAGGGGCACCACUCAAACGACUGGCAGGCCAUUGUCGCGAGAAGCUUUCCUUGCUACGAGAUCUAACGUAUCUUUGUAAUGAUGGGGAGGCUCUCACUGAAAUGUGGGAAAAGCUGCAUACCAUGGUAGAAACUACGAGGCAAUCAUUGCCAAUUGAUGGAACCUUUGAUAUCCCAAAUGGGGCUGACAAUCUGGUAAAGGUUUUAAAUAGGGACCCAGCUAUGCCAAAAAUGCCAGACCAAUCAUCCCGCUACCAUGUAGCAGGCGAUGUCUUGGAGCAUAAGGACUUUGAGACAUUAACAAAUCCCAACUGGCUGAACGACAAGGUGAUCAAUGCCUACCUGCUUCUCCUCCGUAAUCAGGCCAACAGAGAGGAUGAGGGCCACAUCUAUGUUAUCCCUUCAUAUGUUCCUGUCCAAUGGAGCAGUAGCAAUCUUCAGCCAUGGUUUUUCAAAAAGGUGAAACUUCACAUGUUCCAGUGGCUGUUAAUUCCAAUAAAUGUUGACAACAGCCACUGGAUACUUUUGUGUGCCAGUCCGGCAAAGAGGACAGUGUCUUUGCUGGAUUCGCUGCCUGGGAGAGACAACUCGAGGUACCUGGAGCAGUUCAGGAAGUACAUGGAUCUUCGCAGUGAGGCUACGGGAGAGCUGGCAGGCCACUGGGUGGAGGAUCGACAGCUGCAGUCAGCAAGGCAGACUGACGGGGCUUCGUGUGGAGCAUUUGUUCUACUGAAUGGUCUUGCCAUCUCAAUGAAGGUAGAUCCAGCUUCAUUGAAUCAGAAGCAUGCUAUAAGCAUGCGGCGCCAUGUCCUGCAACAGCUUCUGGCAGCAUCGGUAAAGCCGCCUUCACAGAGGACAAUCUGUGACGCAGUUGGGUGUUGCGAGCCACCACUCCCAACCAACUGGGUGGCGUGUGAUGUUUGUGAUUGCACGUUUCUGAGCAAUAUUUUUGCAAUGAACCCUUUGAAGUCCUAAUCAGGAAGCGGCCAUCGUUGGCGCUGCGACAGAUGUCGAUUGCCGCAACGUAUUCGACGCGGCGCCGCAGAA
Priapulus caudatus is the source of this 1344-nucleotide messenger RNA. RefSeq names its product ubiquitin-like-specific protease 1. The transcript has 9 exons. Gene Ontology annotation, molecular function: cysteine-type peptidase activity. Gene Ontology annotation, biological process: proteolysis. The coding region runs from base 1 to 1272 and encodes 423 amino acids. The record is from RefSeq and is a predicted model, not a curated record. Lineage: Eukaryota; Metazoa; Priapulida; Priapulimorpha; Priapulimorphida; Priapulidae.